Juglans regia (Persian walnut) is the source of this 945-nucleotide messenger RNA. Its product is annotated as UDP-N-acetylglucosamine transferase subunit ALG13 homolog. Gene Ontology annotation, molecular function: hexosyltransferase activity. The coding region runs from base 227 to 799 and encodes 190 amino acids. NCBI's taxonomy places the organism in Eukaryota, Viridiplantae, Streptophyta, Magnoliopsida, Fagales, Juglandaceae. The transcript is spliced from 4 exons. Gene Ontology annotation, cellular component: extrinsic component of endoplasmic reticulum membrane; UDP-N-acetylglucosamine transferase complex. The record is from RefSeq and is a predicted model, not a curated record. Gene Ontology annotation, biological process: dolichol-linked oligosaccharide biosynthetic process.
UGCGUUUUGUAUCCUAAGCCAUUGCCCCCUUCUUCCCCCACGGCCCCCGACACCUCUCUAUCUUCUCUGCGAUUUUUUGUUCCGCCGUAACCCACGGCGUUCUCGUCCUCUCGGUUGGGAAGCGCCUACAGCCCCCAUUUCCGCCUCUGCUCGAAAAUCCGAUAUUAUUUGGUGGUUGAAAGGGUUAGGCGGUGUGAAUUGUGGCAAAAGUAUUAGUCAUCAUUAGAUGGGAGAUACUGAGGAUGGUAUCAAGCUGAAGAAAACUGUUUUCGUAACAGUUGGAACGACUUGUUUUGAUGCUCUUGUUAGAGCAGUGGAUACUCGGGAAGUUAAAGAUGAGUUGCUGAAAAGAGGAUAUACCCAUCUUAUCAUUCAAAUGGGUCGUGGAUCAUACACACCCACAAAGUCUGGAGGAGACGAUGGGUCUCUGGCUGUAGACUUCUUCACUUUCUCAUCAAGCAUAGCAGAUCAUCUGAGAUCAGCAUCUCUAGUGAUCAGUCAUGCGGUUUACGAUUACAUUCAUUUCUGGGACCACGGUGCAGGGUCAGGCAGCAUAUUUGAGACAUUGCGACUUGGGAAGCCUUUAAUUGUGGUGGUGAAUGAAGAUUUGAUGGACAAUCAUCAAAGUGAGUUAGCAGAAGAACUUGCAGAGAGGAAGCACUUAUACUGUGCCCGUCCUCAAACACUUAAUCAGACCAUAGCGGCUAUGAAUUUGGAGUCUCUACUUCCAUAUCCUCCUGGGAAUGCCAUACCUGUCGCUAAGCUUAUUAAUCGAUUUCUAGGUUUCCCAGAUGAUUAAUGAAACUAUAGAUCUUUAAUUCUUCAAUGAAAUUGUUUUCUGAUAGUUAAUUCUUCAAUCGAAUUUAUACCUUAAUCUUGGGGUACUCUUUGGCGUAUAUGAUUGAGUUGUAUCUUUCCAUGAUGCAUAAGCUUUGGUUCAGGUCU